AGGUUGCUCAGGGUUUCUACUGGAAAGGCCUACAUGCUGACGUCAUACAGCUCUGCAAGCACUGCGACAAAUGCCAACGAACGAAUCACCAACUGCAGAAGCCCAGAGCAGAACUACACCCCAUCCCUGUGACAAAGGUCUGGUACAGAGUUGGUAUUGACUUGGUAGGACCUCUACCUGAAACAAGCUCUGGAAACAAGUACAUUAUCACCCUUUCAGACUAUUUCUCUAAGUGGCCUGAGGCUGCCCCACUCCCAUCAAAAUCAGCAGAAGGUGUAGCAAAAUUUCUGUUUGACACAUUUUGCAGGCAUGGGUGGCCAAAAGUGAUUCAAUCAGACCAAGGAAGAGAGUUUGUCAACGAAAUCAACACCCAACUUUUUCAGUUGACUGACAUACAGCACUGCGUAUCAAGUGCUUACCACCCACAAACAAAUGGCCUUGAUGAACGCUUCAACCAGACUCUAGUGAACACUCUCAAGAAGGUAAUCGAUUCUAGUACUGAUGACUGGGAUCAGCAUCUCUCUGCUGCUCUUUAUGCCUAUCGCAUAUCAAAACAGGCGUCAUCAAAGUACACACCCUUUUUCCUAAUGUUCAAUCGCCACCCGCGGAAAGCUGUUACUUUUGAUAUGGAUCAACGAGAUGGUGCCGACGCUAUAGAAGAUAGAGGAGAUGCUGACCAAUUGAGUGGAGAGGAGACUGAAAAUGAAGAAGACGGAGAAGACAUGGAUGGAAUUCUCCGAAGGUUGAUGGAAAUUCGUGACUGCUGUCACCUCAAUGCCAAGGAGAACAUUGCUGCUGCACAGCAAAAACAGAAGCAGCAGUAUGACAACAAGCAUAACUCUUUGAAGAGUUAUCCAGUUGGCAGCAGUGUCAUGCUAAAGAAUAUGGCCAAUUCUCAUCGAAUGGGAGGGAAAAUGGACUGCACCUGGAAAGUCCAUAUAUUGUCCAUAAGAUCCUUGACAAGGGUAGAUACGAGUUGCAGUCUGGGAGCGGCAAAGUAUUGAAAAAGUGUUACAAUGGGGUACUGCUAAAGGAAUACUACUCUCCAGAAACCAACGAUGAAGAAAACACUCUUCCUGGCUCUGAAGACAACCACUCUUCUCCAGUCAAAUCACCUCCUAAGAAUAAACGAAUGCCUGACGUACCCUCUCAAAAUCCUGACCUACCCUCUCAAAAGCCUGACCUACCCUCUCAAAAGCCUGAUAUACCCUCUCAAAAGCCUGAUGUACCCUCUCAAAAGCCUGAUAUACCCUCUCAAAAGCCUGAUGUACCCUUUCAAAAGCCUGACCUACCCUCUCAAAAGCCUGAUGUACCCUCUCAAAAGCCUGAUGUACCCUCUCAAAAACCUGACCUACCCUCUCAAAAGCCUGACCUACCCUCUCAAAAGCAAGAUAAGCGUGAUAAGCGUCCUCUUGACACAAAAGAUCCUUGCAAGUCACCUCCUAGGAAGAAACAAAAGAGUCAGGGAACGAUGUGGCUGAAGACCCUAGAUCUAAACCUCUUUGACAAACAAGUGUUGAGAGCAAUAGGUGGUAUGCUCUCCGACAAGCAUAUGCGUGCAGCCCACCAGUUAUUAUCGAUGCAAUUCCUUAAGUUUAAAGGCUGCUAUAAUACUCUCUUGGCCCAAUUAAAGGCAUUUCCACCAGUUUCCAAUAAUCAAGGCCCAGCUGUGCAAAUCUUCUUUGUUGAAGAACGACAGCACUGGAUUGCCACUUCUCUGUUUAAGGGUGAACUGUAUUUGUACGACAGCUGCUUCAAUGGAACGCUUUCCCCAAGUACUGAGCUCCAGAUAGCACAAGUGUAUAGCCCAUUAAUUCAAUGCAAUGGGCUGUUGAUUUCUGUGGUGGCUCUCCAGCAGCAAGAGGGUGCUAACAACUGCGGACUAUUUAGCAUUGCUGCUGCAUAUCACGCUGCUAUGAACGAUAAUGUGGAUUCUCUAGUGUUUGAUGAGGCCAAAAUGAGAGCACAUCUCAUUAAGUGCUUUGAGAAGGGCAAACUCUCACGGUUCCCUCGCACAAAGAAAGCGAUGCCCAAAAGACCAACACCACAAACCAUUGCCAUUACAAUAUACUGCAUGUGCAAGAGACCGGACUCUUUUGAGGAUAUGGUCAUGUGUGACAAAUGAAGUGAGUGGUAUCACUAUCGCUGUGCCAAAAUUCGCAAAGAACCAGUAGGUAAUUGGUUUUGUUCUGGUUGCAUCACUUUAUGAUUUGUGCACUUUUGGUUAUAUUUAUUGUACUUCUUUCUCUUGCAUUGUUGUAUAUAUUGAGUAUUGAGAUCUAUAACAUAAUAGAUACAGAAUCUAUUGCAUCUAGUUAGGCUUUGUCUAUGGCUGUUUACUUCGUAGCCUAGACUAGUCCUCUCAGAUUACCUGUGGACUGACUUUCACUAGCCUCGAUCCCAGGCCGAGUUUUCGCUUUUAUAACGGUUAGGCAAACAACUGGGCCUGGUACUAGUUGUCUGCGCAUGCGUCAGUCGUUUGUCAGAUUCUGACGAAUGGAUAUUCUCGUUCACUUUCGUGCCAUUUAUAUUCGUGUACUAUCGUGUACUAGAAGUCAGUUCCCGUUUUAUCAUUAUUGGAAUCGAUUGGAAUGGCUCUUAGCUGAAGCUUCUCUCUUCUCUGAAGCUUAUUCUGAAGACUGAACAACAAGGGAAGAGGUAUAAAGCUUUGUCAAGCUUGUUAAGGUCAGAUAUUUUUGUGUGGGCCCUAUGGCCGGCUAUGCUAUCAAGUCUUGUUCAUGUUUGGCAAGAAUGUAGGUAGACUAUAGUUUCAUCAUUAAUAUGGUGGAUCAAGUGAAGAGUGUGAGCUAGAGAACUUGGUGCUGCCAUCAUCAGCUCGUCGACAAUGACACUAUAACCGAGAAAUUUAAUAUGUAUAGAUCUACACGUAUUUAAAAUGUCUACUUCUCUGUACAGGAGCAAUGGCUAAUAUCCAGCUAUCCCAACAGUGCUCCUCUUGGCUAUACUAACGGACGAGACUGGACAGUUUGAGACACAGGACUGGAGUAUGACCUGCUCAUUCGAGCGUUGCUGGGUAGCUCAGAGACAUCAAGAGAAUCUACGUUUUCUCAAGCAAUGAGUUACGAGUUGGGGCCUAGAAUCAGAGAAGUCCAGCAGCCUGCUAAAUCUUUUUGAAACGUAAUUUGAAGGCAUUCAAUCAUCCUGAAGUUGCCCUGGGUCACUGUAAUUGUGCUGCAGCACAACUGGCAACUCCCCAGGCCUUUGUGAAGCAGCUCCCUAUGUGCAUCUUUUGUGUACUCACUCUGUGCAUUUUCUGUGUACAAAUUUGGAUUAUUGAUUUAUUAAAUAUUUUUGCCGACCACAAA
This is a messenger RNA of Halichondria panicea, 3326 nucleotides long. RefSeq lists its product as uncharacterized. NCBI's taxonomy places the organism in Eukaryota, Metazoa, Porifera, Demospongiae, Suberitida, Halichondriidae. The coding region runs from base 1133 to 2125 and encodes 330 amino acids. The record is from RefSeq and is a predicted model, not a curated record. The transcript is spliced from 7 exons.